This is a messenger RNA of Macadamia integrifolia, 859 nucleotides long. RefSeq names its product protein RDM1-like. NCBI's taxonomy places the organism in Eukaryota, Viridiplantae, Streptophyta, Magnoliopsida, Proteales, Proteaceae. Gene Ontology annotation, cellular component: nucleus. The record is from RefSeq and is a predicted model, not a curated record. The transcript is spliced from 3 exons. Bases 196 to 711 code for a protein of 171 amino acids.
UCUUCUUUUAGUUAUAGAUGAUUUACACUCUCAUCUCGCAGGGUUCCAUAUCUGAUAUCUGUACCUGCUGACGAAGACAAACAGAGCAGAACCGAGAUCUCCUCCCUCUCUCUCUCUCUCUCUCUCUCUGAGUCAGUUACUGUGAGGUUGCUCUCUGCGUUUACGUUCCACAGAGCGAUAUAUUAUCUUGAUGCCAUGAAGAGGGAAAUGCCAUGGAGCAACCAAGUGGAUGUUUUGUCAUCCGAUGAUGAAUCAGAUUCAGAGGCUGCUAAUGGGAAUGAUAAAGCAAAUACAAGUGAUAAGAAGACAAUCAAGAGACCCACCGAAGAAAAUAAAUUGGAAGGUGCAAUGAUCAGACGAGCAGAAAUGUAUCAGGAAUAUAUGAAGCAGAUUCAAAUUCCUUCUCAUCGUGCAUCACAAAUUCCUUGUCAUUCAUGGCAGGGACUGGCUAAAUCCAUCAAGCAGUUAUAUAGGCAACCCCUGCACUACCUCACCAAUGUCCUUCUUAAACAGUGGGACCAAUCAAGGGCUGGCACUGAUAAUGAACAUCAGCCGUUGGAUACCAUCAUUCAUUCUUGUAAAGCUGAAGCUACCAUCUGGCUCGUGGAAGAAAUCCACAGGCUUACCACUUCACAUCACCAUUUGGCAAGACUCUGGCUUUCAGAGCCCAUGUACCAAGCUUAUGUUGAUCCAAUCUUUCCACGGAUAUGACUGGUCCCAAUCCUGCCUGUUUCUGUACCGAAGAUUAGGAAACUGGGUGUUCUGUGAAAAUGUAUAGGUAUGGUUUUCAAUCCAGGCUUGUCUAUGAACAAAGAAGGUUAAUUUCUAUGAUUUGUUAGAUAUCUAGAGAUUUUCUUCA